Molecule: messenger RNA, 5085 nt
Organism: Gadus morhua (Atlantic cod)
Lineage: Eukaryota; Metazoa; Chordata; Actinopteri; Gadiformes; Gadidae
Gene: bcas3
Product: BCAS3 microtubule associated cell migration factor
Exons: 24
Coding region: 126-2783 (885 amino acids)
Biological process (GO): response to starvation; autophagy
Cellular component (GO): cytoplasm
Molecular function (GO): protein binding
Source: RefSeq, a predicted model, not a curated record
CUUCCGCAAACCCUGGCCACUGUGUUUACGUUUUACAACAGAGCUCCCUGGAUUUACCAAACUAAUACGACAACGAAGGCAACCAUUGACAAAGAGCAUAUUGGAUAAACAAAAUACAAGCCAGCAUGGCAUCUGACUCCCCACGCAGACCAAGUCGCUGCGCUGGAGGAGUUGUGGUGCGAGCUCAAGCUGCCACGGAGCAGUCCUACAUGGAAAGCGUGGUGACGUUCUUGCAAGAUGUCGUCCCGCAGGCAUACACAGGAGCGCCUCCGACUGACGAAAAGGAGAAAAUCAUUUGGGUGCGAUUUGAGAAAGCUGACGUCAAUGACACAGCCCGUAACCCUGUGUUCAAGGAGAUGCACAGUGGAACUACAGAGCCUCCUCUCUGCCUCAUGAUUGGCUACACUGAUGGGAUGCAGGUCUGGAGCAUAUCGUUGGCUGGGGAGGCCCAAGAGCUGUUCUCUGUCCGCCAUGGUCCAGUCCGGGCCGCCCGCAUCCUGCCAGCCCCUGAUAUCAGCCAUCUGAAGACAGACAGCUUUGCAGACAAGAGGCCCCUGCUGGGCGUUUGCAAGAGCACAGGCUCCUCCGGGACAAGCCCCCCAUACUGUUGUGCGGACCUUUAUUCUCUACGGAGCGGGGAGAUGGUGAAAUCUAUUCAGUUCAAGACACCCAUCUAUGACUUGCACUGCAACAAACAGAUUCUUGUGGUAAGCCUACAAGAGAAGAUUGCAGCUUUUGACAGCUGCACAUUCACAAAGAGGUUCUUUGUCACAAGCUGCUUUCCCUGCCCGGGUCCAAAUCUUAAUCCUAUUGCUUUGGGAAGUCGCUGGCUAGCCUAUGCUGAGAAUAAGUUGAUCCGUUGUCAUCAGUCUCGUGGCGGUGCUUGCGGUGACAAUGCCCAGUCCUACACAGCCACCGUUAUUAACGCUGCCAAAACUCUAAAGACGGGCCUGACCAUGGUGGGCAAGGUGGUGACCCAGCUGGCCGGCACCGUCCCCGCCGGCAUCCCGGACGAAGAGGGCGUCCCACACAGCAGCGGUCGCCGCAGUCCCAACAACCCUGGGGUGGUCACCAUCAUCGACACGCUGAACGUGGGCGAAGGCCAGGUCUUGGUGAGUGAGGACUCGGACGGAGAGGGGGCAGUGGCUCACUUCCCAGCUCAUGACAAACCCAUAUCCUGCAUGCAAUUCAACCCAACUGGCAUGCUGUUGGUUACGGCAGACACCCUGGGCCAUGACUUCCACGUCUUCCAGAUCCUCACGCACCCGCUGGCGUCCUCCCAGAGCGCCGUGCACCACCUCUACACGCUGCACCGCGGGGAGACGGAGGCCAAGGUCCAGGACAUGUGCUUCAGCCAGGACAGCCGCUGGGUGGCGGUCAGCACCCUGCGCGGGACCACCCACGUCUUCCCCCUCAACCCGUACGGCGGCGCCCCGUGCGCCCGCACGCACAUGUCCCCCCGCGUCGUCAACCGCAUGUCCCGCUUCCAGAAGAGCGCCGGCCUCGAGGAGAUUGAGCAGGAGCUCAACCGCAGCGCGGCCGCAGCCGGAGGAGCCGGAGGGGGGGGCGGAGGCGGCGGCGGCGGCGGUGGAGGAGCAGGAGCAGGAGGAGGUGGAGGAGGAGGGGGCUGUGUCCUGGGGAGUGGCGUGGGUGGACGCUGCAGCCCCAUACCUGGCCUCUCCAGCAGUCCGUCAGGCUCACCGCUACACGCCAAGCUAAGCAGCCAGGAGUCCUACAACAACUUCACUAACAACCACAUGGGGAACCCCCGGCUGUCCCCGCUGCCCAGCCUCACCAUGGUGCUCCCCCUGGCCCAGAUCAAGCAGCCCAUGACCCUGGGCACCAUCACCAAACGCACCGGACCCUACCUCUUUGGGGCGGGAUGCUUUGCCAUUAAAACUCCAUGCAAAAGCAAGCCGGCGCCACAGAUCUCACCCAGCAAGUCCAGCGGAGGGGAGUUCUUCGUUGCCACCGUCUUUGCCUCGUCGCGCUCCUGGUUCAUCACUCAUCCCAACAUGAAGAGGGAGAAAGACCAAUCCAGGCAGUCGGUGGUCGACUCGCUGUACAUCCUCAGUUGCUACGGCAACUUGGUGGAGCAUGUCCUGGAGCCUCGUCCCAUCAGCACAGCGCAGAAGAUCAGCGACGAGACGCCUCUGGAGCUGAACAGCUGUCCCAGGGCCUGCUGGACAUUGUGCAGGACCCCACAGUGGAACGAGCUGCAGCCCCCGUUCAACACCAACCAUCCCCUGGUGCUGGCGUCCGACCUGGUGCAGUACUACCAGUAUCUCCUCGUCGGCCUGGUUCCGCCUGGCAGCCCGGGGCCUAUCGCACGUCACGAGUCCUACGACAGUCUGUCCUCAGAGCCCAGCGGGCCUGAGAACGAAGAGUGGCUCUCGCAGGUGGAGAUCGUGACCCAUACGGGUCCCCACCGACGCCUCUGGAUGGGGCCCCAGUUCCAGUUCAAAACCAUCCAGCCGUCGGGCCAGACCACCGUCAUCUCCUCGUCCUCCUCGGUGCUGCAGGCCCACGGCCCCGCCCACGUGCAGCAGCCCCUCCUGGACUUCGACACGGACGACCUGGAUGUGCACAGCCUCAGGAUCCAGCCAGUGCGUUCUGAGCCCAUGAGCAUGCCCGGCUCCUCAAGACUAGUGGCAGAACGUAGAACGCAGCCCAACCUCAUGGACGCUGGUUCAGGUGAGUGUUUUUGGUUUUUAGAUAUGCAUCCAAAGAGCAGACAGACGGCAGGACAUACAGGGUUAAGGUUAUUUUUCCUUUCAUUUUAAAUUAUUUUUCAUUUGAUACUUCUUUCAUUUUGAACUGUGCCUAUUUUGUAUUACUCACGAACACAAAAGGAGGAUAUCAUUCAUAUUUUGCGCACAUUGACCUGGUACAGCUGUGUGUACUAUGAGUUCAAAAGUUCCACAACAGCGUUGUGUAUCUCUGUGUGCAGUUUUGGUUUUAAGAAGUGUGUGGUGUGUGUUUGUGCAUUAGUAUUUUGCGUCGUAUGUUUACCUCAGAGCAAAUGUGGGUGUAGGGGUCUGUAAUAAGUGUGUGUGUGUGUCUGCGUUUUUGCGUGUGUGUGUGUGUGUGUGUUGACUCGGGGCGGACCAAGUCGUCUUCCUCCAGACAGUCACACACUUGACGAAGCGCUCAGGAAGCCCCAGUGUCUGAGCCACUGAUCUCUCUCUCUCUCUCUCUCUCUCUCUCUCUCUCUCUCUCUCUCUCUCUCUCUCUCUCUCUCUCUCUCUCUCUCUCUCCCCCCCCCCCCUCUCCCUCUCUCUUUCCCUUAAAUCAAAUAACAACAAUUCAAUCCAAUGCACUCUGCCAGCCUCUGCAGAUCAAAGAAAAAAUACCAAUGUGGACUUAAAUAUAAGAUUCAAUAUAUAAAAUAAAUACCAGAUCUAAAGUAUAAAAAUGUGAAAUAAAAGGACAGGAUGAAGGAAUUAGUGCUGUGAAGAAACAUGAGAGAUAAUUGAUACUGUGCAUGUGGAGCUGUUCCAUCUCUCUCUGCACUCUCUACACCUACACUACCAUCCCAAUGCUACAUGGAUUCACCCUCACUGGAGAAUGUGUUUUCCGAUGUGUGUGUGUUCGCGGAGGGUGUGAGUGUGUCUGUGUGUGUGUGUGUGUGUGUGUGUGUGUGUUUGCGUGUGUGUUUGCGUGUGUGUGUGUGUAUGUGUGUGUGUGUGUGUGUGUGGGAGCUGGCGUACCCUCUCCUCCUGUAGGAUGAAGUGUUCAACCCGGGCUGCUUGUUGUGUCUGUUCUUGAGGACCGACGUGUUGCCCGGGGGAGGCCUUCUUCUGGUCGCACCUGGCUUUACAAGGACUGGACCAUUCAGAACACAUUUCUUAGACGUUGGUUCCUGUGGUCCCGGUGUUCUGAAGCAGUGCUUGCUGGGAGUAUAUUUAAUUUGCAGUUGGGUCCUCGGGUCCUCGGCAGUGUGCAGUCGUUCUGCUGCUGCUGCUGCCGUCGUUUGAUCUUCCCCAUUGAAAUAUGGGGUCUCCGGGACGGUGUUUCAUAUAACCCUGUACUUCUUCAAACCAGGGCUAUAAAUUACAAAAUGGCGACCUCAGCUAAGAAGAGGAUAGCUGUGGGGAUAGGAGGGAGGGGGGCUGAUCUCUCUCUCUCUCUCUCUCUCUCUCUCUCUCUCUCUCUCUCUCUCUCUCUCUCUCUGCUUUUUUUCUCCUCACCCCGUCCUUGUGGGAUCAAACGAGUGGGAGGAUCUGGACUAAUAAAUCAGAUGGUACAAGUGGUUAGGAGUUUUUUUUUUAACUUUCCUUUUCCGUGAGAAGAGGUGCGAGUGGGUUGGAGGAGGGGUCUCGUUGUGUCUUGAUCCGUGGUCACUGUGGUCAAAUUAGGAAGGUCAACAGAAAAACAGGAGAAUGUCCACCUUUAAAGUGCUGAUAAGCCCCAGUUCCCCGCCACCCCCGCCUCUGUACCCAUUACUUCAAUCAAUGAUAUACUCAACAAGUAAUAUUUAGUGGCUAACAGGUCCACGCACACACAAAUGUUCUAUUUUAAGGGAGAAUGGAAACUUGAGGGUUUUUGUCCUGCUGAUAUUUUGAUUUUAUUAUUUUUCUCGUGUGGUUAGACCAGCACAUUUUUUUAAUAUACUUUUUACGGAUUUGGCUAACACCCCUUCUGAUCUUAGAACAUGUUUCACUGUGUGUGUGUGUGUGUGUGUGUGUGUGUGUGUGUGUGUGUGUGUGUGUGUGUGUGUGUGUGUGUGUGUGUGUGUGUGUGUGUGUGUGUGUGUGCGCGUGCGUGUUUGGUGUGAGUGCAUGCGUGCUUGCACAUGCGCCUGUGUGUUUGGACGUAUCAAGUAUUGAUUAUUAAUGUAUGCUGGGUUACCCUUGUUUUACUUUAAGCGGUAUUACAUUGAGGCUACAGCAAAGCCCUAUGGUUUAAGUUAGUGAAAUGCAAGUUUGGUUAAAGAGCUGACAGAGACCUAAAGAAGACGAAGGUACAUGUGUUUCUAUUGAGGAUGUCAACGUGUGGUUCUCCUUGUGUCUUUUGUAUUUUGUGUGUUGUGCGUCUCUUUUCUAAACCCUCUCUUUUUCUUCACACAAAUAAGUACGUUUGUGU